Messenger RNA from Penicillium waksmanii, 1716 nucleotides. RefSeq names its product putative arginine transporter. Lineage: Eukaryota; Fungi; Ascomycota; Eurotiomycetes; Eurotiales; Aspergillaceae. Gene Ontology annotation, cellular component: membrane. The transcript has 3 exons. Gene Ontology annotation, biological process: amino acid transmembrane transport. Gene Ontology annotation, molecular function: amino acid transmembrane transporter activity. The coding region runs from base 1 to 1716 and encodes 571 amino acids. The record is from RefSeq and is a predicted model, not a curated record.
AUGGCUGACGACCGGGUCUACAACGCACCUUGGUCUGAUAAACCGAAAAUGGUGUCCGAGAGUCCCAUCAUGGAGCCGCAGCCCCAAGAGCAGCCUGCCCACGCCUACGAUGAUGUCGACUACGAGAAGUACGGCGCCAGCCGUGAAUCCAACCCGCUACCCGAAUUGAAGCGGAAGCUGAAGAGUCGACACUUGCAGAUGAUUGCCAUUGGUGGUACCAUCGGAACUGGUCUCUUCAUUGGUAGCGGUGCGGCCAUCGCAAAUGCUGGCCCUGUCGGUGCGCUCAUCGCUUUCAUCUUCGUCGGAACCAUCGUUUACUCCGUCAUGACGGCUCUCGGAGAGGUCGCCACUUAUAUCCCCGUUCCCGGUUCUUUCACGACAUACGCGACACGAUUGAUUCAUCCUAGCUUGGGUUUCUCGAUGGGUUGGAUCUAUUGGUUUUCCUGGGCGUCGACCUUUGCUCUUGAAUUGACUGCCACUGGUUUAAUUAUCCAAUUUUGGGACGAUUCCAUCCCAAUUGCCAUCUUCAUCGCCAUUUUUUGGGUCAUCAUUAUCUUGCUGAAUCUGUUGCCGGUCAAGUUUUAUGGUGAGAUCGAGUUCUGGUUCUCCAGUAUUAAAAUUCUCACCGUGGUUGGUUUCAUGAUCUUCGCCAUCUGUAUCAACGCCGGUGCAGGCCAGAGGGGAUAUAUCGGUUUCCGAUACUGGGUGACUCCUGGUCCUUUUGUGACCCCAGACCUUUACCAGGUUACCGCAUCCCCCGCAGUCGCCAAAUUUGUUGGCUUCUGGUCCGUUCUCAUCAAGGCUGGUUUCUCUUACCAGGGUACCGAACUUGUCGGUAUUGCGGCCGGUGAGACAGAAAAUCCUCGCAAGACAGUCCCCUCCGCCAUUCGCAAGACCUUCUUCCGCAUCGUUUUCUUCUUCAUCCUGACCAUCUUCUUUAUCGGAAUUGUGGUCCCCUCCAACGACCCAAAUAUGGUUGCUAGCAGCGGUACCGGGGCCGACGCCAACAACGGAAACGCCUCUCCAUUUGUGAUUGCCGCCCGACUUGCUGGUGUCAAGGUUCUUCCGAGUAUCAUCAACGCCGUUCUGUUGACUGUCGUGCUUUCCGCCGCCAAUUCGAAUGUGUACAGUGGCAGUCGUAUCAUCGUCGGCUUGGCCCAGGAGGGAUUCGCCCCUCGCUUUAUGAAGAAGACCUCCAAGGGUGGUGUCCCUUACUACGCGGUUCUUUUCACCGCGGCGUUCGGUCUACUCGGUUUCCUCAACGUGUCGAGUGCCGGUGCCGAUGUCUUCAACUGGCUUCUCCAGAUCUCGGGCGUCGCUGGCUUCAUCACCUGGUGCUCUUUGAACGCCUGCCACAUCGCCUUCCAGAGGGCGUUGAAGGCGCGCAACAUUUCGCGCGAUAUCUUGCCUUACAAGGCUAUCUGGCAGCCGUGGUUCUCGUGGUACGGCCUCUUCUUCAACACCCUCAUCAUUCUCACCCAGGGAUUUACCUGCUUCAUUCCCAAGUUUGAUGUGCAGUCUUUCUUCAUCAAUUACCUGAGUCUCAUCUUGUUUGUGGUGCUGUAUUUGGGACAUUGGGCUAUCUUCCGCCCCAAGUUUGUCAAGUCUAUCGAGGCUGAUCUGGAUACUGGCCGAACCACCUUCGAUAAUGAGACCUGGGAGACGAUCGAGCCGACCACUUGGUACGGCAAGACCUGGCAGUGGAUCAGCGGUUAG